Messenger RNA from Rasamsonia emersonii CBS 393.64, 2415 nucleotides. RefSeq lists its product as uncharacterized. NCBI's taxonomy places the organism in Eukaryota, Fungi, Ascomycota, Eurotiomycetes, Eurotiales, Trichocomaceae. Bases 1 to 2415 code for a protein of 804 amino acids. The record is from RefSeq and is a predicted model, not a curated record. The transcript has a single exon.
AUGUCUCCCGCCAUGGAGGACAGUUUUGAUUGCGAUACCCAGUCAUCCGACUGGGCCAAUGGCCGGGAUUCGCCCGUCGUCCGACACUAUUCCGAGCCUGUCCACAACCAUACUAACUCAAUUGAGGCGUCGCUGUCGCCAGCACCCUCCGUCCACCAGACCAAAUGUCCAUGGUGUGGCAAGUACGUCGAGACUUCCGAAGAUGAUUUGAGCUCUCAGCAUGAUGCUCUCAAAGAACACAUGGCUACCGUGCAUCCUCGUAUCGCUCGGCUUUCCAUGUAUGAUGGUGCCGGCGAUGAGGUCGAGGACAAAGCUGUCAGCGAAGAUAAAGCCGAUGAUGCAAACGAAGGAGAAGACGAAGUGGACGAAGCUGAAGUUGAUACCGCCGCUGCCACUACAGAGGUUGACGGCGAAGAUGAAGGUGGUAAUACUAACGGAGACGAUGCUGUCGAGACUCCCCUGGACGAUGAAGCCGAGGAGGUUUCUCUGGAACAAAAGCUCCGUGAACUCUCGCGCCAGAAAGCACAUACCGCUGUUGAGAAGCGUCUCGAAGCUUUUUGGAACAUCCACGAGGCGCGCAACUUUACCGAAGAUUACGACGAUGAGAUUGCAAACCUUGAGCAAAUCUGGGACUAUACCUAUCGCGAAGCGAAAUACAGCAAAAAGAGCGAUCCUUCUGACAUUCCCGAUCGUCCCAAUCCCUACCAAGAGGGUAGUGUUGCGAAGGGCGAAUUCUUGAAGAUCACACCCGUAGAGGAAUACCUGGAACUGCUGAGGAACCCCGAAGCUAUGUCUUACGAAGAACUGUACGCGGCGACCGCCAAUGCGGCUCACGCUCUCAAGACGUGGCAGGACGAGUGGCGUGCCAUCGAUCGACUCUCCAAACUAGCAAAUCGUCGCAUGAUGAAGAAUACUCCCAACCCACGGAAGACCGAGCGCCCUGAAGUUUUUGAAGACAAGAAAGAGGCGAUGCUCUAUGGCUAUAAGCACGAUCCGAGGGAAUCAAUGAUCGGCAUCCAAGAUCCUUUUGUCCAAGGUGGCUUCAGGCCCACCCCUGCCCAGCUGCGAAAGAUGCGUGCCAACGUAGCACCGGACGACCUGAAUCCCGACGGUUGGAAGCCCGUUGUCAAGUUCGGAGUUGAAUUCGUUCCCCGCUUCCAGAAUCCUCCUCUUGCGCCAUUCGAAGCGAAGAACACGCGCAGGCGCAAAGCCGCUCAGAUGGAGGCUGCUGCCCUCCUCAAAGAAGCCAACGAGAGGAAUACGCCUGCUGUCGAAACUGAAGAAGAAGAGGAAGAAGAAGAAGAUGAUGAUGGUGAGAGCCCGCCCUCCAAACGCGUCGCCCGAUCCCGUGGUGGCAAACCUGCUUCAACCCGUGAAACUCCUCAGGUACAUACAGCGCCUCCCAGUCCGGCUCCCGCAACUCGUCGUGGCGCCACAACCGGUCGUGGUGCGCGUGGUGGACGCGGUGGACGAGGCCGCGGUGCCUCCAACAAUCCCCCGGCCCGUUCCUCUGCACGAGUUGCAACAACUCGCGCAGCGGCAGUCGCUACUUCUUCCGCAGCGACUGCUCCUAGUCCCAGCAGCGCCCCAGCUCCGGCCCCUGCGCAGGGCGCUCCCGCGCCUUCAACGUCUGCGGGAGCGCCUGCUCCGACAUCUGGCCCUACGCCAAUUGCUCCCGCACCAACAACGGCUCCUACAAUUGCUCCUGCAACCUCGGCGGCUUCGUCGGCCUCAACCUCCGCAUCCGCCUCCGUCCCCGCCCUCUUCCAACCGGGCGAAACCGUGGAUCCGGCGGAAUUGGCACGCCGCCAAAAGAUUGCCAAUUCCAAGAAUCCACGGCGGACGGAGGCGAUGCUCAACCACUGGGCCCGGUUCAACCGGGAGGGCCGGGUUCGCAACCCAAAGCGAACCAAGGCCCAGAUUGAGGCCGACAGGGCCGCCGAGGCUGCACGAAAGGCCAACGAGCCUCCAAAGGAGCCAGGCUCCCGAAAGCGCAAGGCCGCUGGCCCCCCGGCCACCAAGACUCCGACCAAGAAAGAAAAGGUCGAACACUCGACCGGGGGGCCAGCGGCUAUCCAACCGGCUCCUAUUCAGCCGGCCACGGGGCCUAUGGCUCCGCCCCCUCCUCCUCCUCCCCCUGCGCCUGCUGCUGCCCCGACUUCGAACCCGGCCCACGGGACAGCUUAUCCUCCCGCACCUCCGACUCUUGCACCCGCCGGGGUGCCGCCAUAUGGGCCUAUCAACCCACCCCAUAUGGCGCCUCAUUAUCCAAACCCGGCUCCCCCUCUCAUGCCAAAUCAACAGCCACCGCCACUGGCCCCCCACCCUCAAAUGGGAUAUCCACCCCAUGGUGGAUAUCACUACGUCCCCUACGGGGGACCGUCAAUGCCUCCUUACCGUGGUGACAGAAGGUGA